CUAUAUUUAGUUUUUAGACAUUUGACAAAAAAGAUGGCAGCGAGUGCCGACUGCUGUUCUUUGGAUUUAUUGCGAAAAUGGCGCAUUAUGUGAUAUUUUCACAUAAUAUAAUAAUUAUAAGUGAAAAAUUGUGUAGUGCUACCUUGUGAUGGUGUGUUGUUUUACAUGAAUGACAGUGCACUCGUGUGUAAAUAGGACUGCAACUUCUGGAUAUUGGAUUACACAUAAAAUAAGUCAAGAUGGUGGUGGGCGAGAGCAAGCGCACCGCCAACAUCAUGGACGGCAUUGAGAACACCGGUGACGUGCGGAUGCACGACCACCGACUGAGGCUCAAACAAAGAUUUGACAUAGUAAGAAAAUUAGGACAAGGCACAUACGGUAAGGUACAACUCGGUAUUAAUAAGAAGACUGGACAAGAAGUGGCCAUAAAGACAAUCAAAAAGUGCAAGAUCGAGUCGGAAGCCGACCUGAUACGCAUCAGACGGGAAGUUCAAAUUAUGUCCUCCGUCAGGCAUCCUAAUAUUGUACAUAUAUAUGAAGUAUUCGAAAACAGCGAGAAAAUGAUACUAGUAAUGGAAUAUUGUUCCGGCGGUGAAUUGUAUGAUUAUCUUAGUCAGAAAAAAGUAUUACAAGAGGAUGAAGCUAGAAGGUUAUUUAGACAGAUCGCAACCGCUGUGUAUUAUUGCCAUAUACAUAAAAUUUGCCAUAGGGAUUUAAAAUUGGAAAAUGUAUUACUCGACGACACUGGUAGUGCGAAGAUUGCUGAUUUUGGAUUGUCAAACGUUUUUAAAGAGACGUCACUGCUAUCUACAUUCUGUGGUUCACCGUUAUAUGCAUCACCAGAAAUCGUCAAAGGAACGCCAUAUAUAGGUCCAGAGGUGGAUUGCUGGUCGUUGGGCGUGCUGCUGUACACUCUAGUCUAUGGGGCCAUGCCAUUCGAUGGCUCCAACUUUAAACGAUUGGUGAGGCAGAUCAGCAAUGGCGAUUACUACGAACCCAAAAACCCAUCAACUGCAUCACCUUUAAUUCGAGAUAUGCUCACUGUAGAUCCGCUCAAACGUGCUGACAUCGCAUAUAUAUGUGACCACUCGUGGGUGAACACGGGAUGCGGCGCGUCAUGCUUGGAGGUGGCGGAGGCGCUGGCGGCUGAGACACCUGUGCGGCUCGAUUUGCUGCUCUCGCUCGCACCCGCAGCGCCCUCUAACUGCAACUCCGUCGUCGUGCCUCCAGAGACUCCACUAGGCCCCGAAGAGAGCUGCACAGAUCUGACAAGUUCCACGUCAAUGGCUGUCGAGCCCAGCAACUCAGCCGAAAAGAGGAUCCUCGAAUUAGUUGCAGAGGGCGGUGAAGACGCAAUAAAACCGUCGCCAACUCGCACGAUUGUGUCCGCGACUGACAACAAGAGAAAAUUAGAACUCGCCAUGUCUGCCAGUGGACUGCAGAGGAAGAAGGAACGAGUGGCCAGUACCGCAAGCGUCGGGCCUGCGCCGCCUGCAGUGCCGGAAGAGUCUGCGACUGAAACACCACCUCCAACGCCGCCAGUCGCAGCGGAAGCGCCAACUCUAAAGUCAUCGGCGACUAUUACGAUUCAACCGGCGGCAACGGAACUCGUAAAGGAUCUCACGAAGGAGAUCGUCAAGACGCCACCCAAAGAGGAAGUUAAAGAGAAACCCGUCAAAACGAAGGUUACAGUCAAGAAGAAAGUGCCUAAAGCGGCUGAGGAGAAAGUGGCGCCCGAGAAGAAAGAUGAGCCGAAAGAAGAGGCGAAACCGAGUUCAGUAGCAGCUACAACGGACAAGCUGACGUCGCUCUCAAUCGCUCAGUCGCCCCCCGCCACACCGCCCGCCCCCCCGAAGAAGUUGUCUAUACCAGGAGGAAAUGUGGGCAAUUUCAAAGACCAGUUCGAGAGGCGAGCGUCGCUGACCACUGCCCCGGAACCUAAACGCUCUGUAUCUAAGCCAGUGGUGUCAAAGAUCGCCAAACCUAAAGCUCAAAGCGAAGACCGCGAGUUAACACCGAAGACUACAGACAAUGGCACAGUGCGUUUGCAGCAGAUAGGCAUCGAACCUUCACCUCAAAGUCCACCGGAAGAGGUCGUGAGUGCGGCCAAUCGCGGCGUGAAGAAGGCCGACAGCGAGCCGUCGCACUCGUCCGCGCCGCUCGAUCCCGGCGUACUGCUGCAGGACGCUAGAAGAAGUCUACAAAACUCGAUGGCAAAACUGGCGGAAGAGAAAGCAGGCGAGGAGAACCGCAGACGCGCCGCGCGGGACAUUAUAUCAUCAGCUAUACGUACUGGCAAGCCUCCGAUGCCAUACGGCCGCUCGUCGUCGGCGGGCGUGGCUACGCUGCUGUCGCCUGCCACCACUCCCCCCACCCCACCCACACCCGCCGCUGCUGCCGCGCCACCACCCACCCGGGUGUUCCGCACUGAGGCUCAGCAUCGUGUGGAAGAUCAUCGGCCGAGGGGGGUGUCAGUGGAGCGCAUUAUACCAAUACGCGUAGCCGAGGAAGGUCCUGCAUCACCACCGCCUAAGCCGCAACCAGCUGCCGCACCCAGGCUUUCGCAAACACCGAUCAGGCGCCUGGUGUCGACAGAGUCGAGCGCGAGCGAGGCGUGUAGCAGCCCCGGCGAGCCGAUAAAGAAGUCGGCGCGGGAGUUCAUCAUCCCUAUCGCGGUGGAGGGCAAGGGUUUUGUGACGCCGCGCCAGCGCAGCCUCGAACCGGAAGCGGCUGCGCCUCCUACUUCGUUAGCCUCGCUCUCCUCUCUCGGCAGAAUGCAGCGAACGCCUAAGCCUAGACGUAUUAGUAGUCUGGUCAGUGGUGGAGAAUCGGAAGAAGAAGAUGACACACACAUGCACAGACUUAGGUCUUCUCGUGCCGCCCGCGCCGAAUCGGUGAGCUCUGGAGAGGAAGAUGAGGAGGACGAAGGGUUCCACCUGCUCACUGCUGAGAACCUAUUCUCCACGUUGCUGCACAGGGUGCGCGCAUUAACACAACGCCUAAACGGCGAGGAAGGCCCCGGGUUCCCGCAACAUCCCCAUUCGCUCUUCAACAACCUGCAAUCACCUUUCUUCAACAGCCCUCACUUACCAAGGAGACAUCUCUUCACUCAUAGAUAUAUGGAAAGUAAACGAAGUGUUUCUGAAACACGUGACGGAUGGGGUUCCCGCGAGCGCGAUUUCGACUCGAUGUUCGGCCGCCAGCCGCUGCCGCGAGGUAAUAGUAAGAAAUCCGGUAAGCACCAUACGAGAGCCCAACAAAACGCCGAAUCGAACGUAGAAAGCGGGUUAGAUCUGUCCGACCUGGAUCUGAGCUCGAUACAGUUCUCGGAGAAGGAGAUGCGGGCGUUGUCGGGCCUCACGCCGGCGCUGUCGCGGCGCCUGCAGCAGCAGCUGCUCGCGCACCUGCCGCCCGCCGCCGCGCGCUCGCUGCGCCGCACGCUCUCGCUGCACGCGCCCGCCGCCCGCGCCGACCGCGCCGCCGCCGCCGCCGCCGCCGCGCACAGCGUGCCCGCCACCCCGCUCCCCGACACGACAGCCACUAGUGACGCACCGCGCGAUCCGGGGGACAACCACCCGCCACCCGAAGCGCCUGCGUCCCGUGACACUUCGCCCAAAGUAGAGAGGGAGGACUCGCUAUACGACUCGCCCGCUUCCCAAUACUGUACUCUCCCGCGGUUGAAGCGGCCGACGGUGAUGCCGCGGGAAACGACGCCGCCGGAGCCGGAGCCGCCGGGUACGGACACGGCGGCACGCGGCGCAUCGCAGGCGCGGGAGCCGAGCCAGUCGCGCGGCAGCGUCCGCAGCACGCCGGACCGGCCACUGCUCAGCAAGUACCUGACCCCUGAGCGGGCGCUCUCGCUCGACGACUCGUACUCAUCGGACGGCGGCAGCAUCCUGUCGGAACCCAGCUACGUCGCCGCCUACGGGGCUCCGGCGGUCGGCGGCUCGGCGGCACUCGGUUUCAGGCGCCACUCGAUGAGGCUCGCCGGCGAUCAACCCAGAAAGCGCAUAUCGAGAUUUCUUCGUCCGGACUUUUUUGAUACUCCUCCUGAUGAAAACGUCUAUGCCAAGCAUAAAAAAGAAAAAGAAUUGGAAACACAGAAAAUUUUGAAAGAAAUCAGAGAGAAGAAGAAUAGAUCGUUUGAUUCAUCGUCGACACCGAGGAGCCCGACGGACAGUUGCGACAGUCAGUAUACGUUCAAGGAUGAUUCGAGCUAUCCCCGUAAAUGUCUCUCGCCGAUUUCUGUACUGACAGCGAAAGAACGUAGCAGAUCAAAUACACCUUUCUUUCCCAGUUUGGAUAAUAUAAAGGAAAGUGCCAUAGAUACCUCCUCGCUUUUGAUAAAUGACACGACGAAACCGUUUAAAGAAUUAACCGAAACAAAACAGAAAUCACGAUUAGACGAAAACGCUUCAACUAAAGAUUCGAGAUUAACUAGGCCAAAGAGUUAUCCCGUUAAAAACUUAGAAUCCAUCGAAGAACCGAUACAAAAUUUAUCUUCUGAAUGUUAUGUGAAUAAGGAAAAUGAAAGCAAAGAAAAGAACUUGCAAAAAGAAUCGAAAUUAAUUAGACCGAAGAGUUAUCCUACCAGUAGCCCUUCGCCAGAAAAGUUACAAAUAAAUCGAAACACCAAGAAACAAGAAACUUUGACGAGUAAUCCCAAAGAGGUUGCUAGUCCAGAAGUAAAAAAUGACGUGGAAGUAAGUUUUAAUAUUACUUUACCCAAGAAAACGAAAUUAGAUACAUUGACAAAAGCAGAUUCAUUGAAAAAUAGCGAAAGCUUAGAUCCAACUAUAGAUAAUAAGAUGAAUAGCAAUAAAAUGCAGGCGGCAAAUGAAAACUUAAAAAAAUACAAAGUUAUUUCAAAUGUUGAUUUUGAUAAAUCCCACAAUGAAAUUGAAAAUGGAUCCGCUAUCAAUGAAGCAGCUGGAAUAAAUAAUAAUACGUCUAAUAUAGACUCUAAAGUUAUUAGUAAUACAUCUAAGAAAGAAGAUAUUCAGUUGAAAACUUCUGAAUCGGAAACACCUAUUGAAAAGAAAGGUACUAUAAAGAAAAAAAUAAUAAGGAAAGUUUCUUCUAAAUCUAAGACUGACUUAGGAAGCCAAGAUAAUGGUGAACUUAAAAGUUCUACUGAAAAGAAAAAAGUCACAAAAAAAGUAAAAGAGAAAGCAUCUGAAGAUGGAGCUAAACCAACUGUCACAAAAAAGAAAUCUGUAUUACAAUCUAUAGGUCAAAAAUUAGAGAAAUUUGCAUCUACCAAAUCUGCCUCUCCAGAAAAAUUUAUAGAGAAUAAUGAUAUGCCGAGUGAUCUUAAGAAGAUUACUACGAAAGAAAGCAGAGUGCAACGAGAGCAAUCUGUACCCGUGGAUAUAGAACCUCCCACCGAGUCAAAUCUUAUUAAAAGAGCCGUCACAUUGACUGAUGUUGCGGCUCUUGAUACACAAAAUACGAAUCUCGGAAAAACUACAGUUUCUAAAGUAUUAGGUUUGUUUAAAAAAUUCGAGCCAAAGGAGAAAAUUGCUAAACCUGUCGUUGAUAAAUCACAAUAUGAUAAUCUCGAUGACAUUAAGGAUCUCAUUAACAAAAACGAAAAUAGCGUAGACACUGCAUCAGACACAUUAGAUAGUGAUAAACCGAAAAGACCAACAUCUUUGCUCUUAAAUGGUUUAGGACGCAAAAACAAAUACGGAAGGACUGCAAGUGACAGUGUGUCAGUGGCAUCAGUAGAUAAUGACGAUCAAAUUUCCCUUAAAAAAGAGAUUGAACCCAGAAAUUUAAGAAAUACAUUAAAAUUAGAUUUCUCCAGAUUGCCAAGAGUAAAAAAAAUAGUUCCUACUAAUCCUGUGAUAGAACCGCAAUAUAUAAAUAUUCCUCCUGAUGACAAGGAGACUAAUAAAAUCGAUAAUACAGAGAAAAAUGGUUCGAUUCCACAAGGGGGUUUAGGUGCCGAUAAUGCCGAUCUCGAAAGCCGCAGUCGAUCCAGGAGUAGAUCAACUAUUUCAAAUUCUGAAUUUAAAUCCGACAACAGUAGUGAUUAUAAAAUUAAUGAUAAAAAUCUAAUGUCGCCCUCUGACAAUAUUGUUUAUCAAUCUUUACGAAAUCACGAAUCGAUCACGCCUGAAAAGGAAGAUAUCGUUGAUAGAAUACGACGAAAAAGCUUUUACUCUAGAUUUAAUGAAAAGAAACAACGACGAAAGAGCAAUCUAGUCGGCCCUGGAGCUACCGAGUACGAUCCAGUGGCUAGGAUCCAUUCGCCACCCACAGAGGCUAAAUACGAUGGCUCACCUACUUCUGGAACCUAUGAUUUAUCACCUGCAUUUUCUGUCGCAUCAGAUAUAUCCCCGUCCACUGAACGAUAUAGAUCUCUUUUAUCCGACUUACCUGCUAGCCCUAGGAGUACCUUAAGAUACGACAAUUAUGGGCUGAAUGAUAAAAUUGAUACAUACCGAUCUCUCGACAGAAACGAAUUCAGAAAAUAUCCAGGGACGCGAAGCUAUUUAGAUUACGAUCAACCUUCGUCUUAUGGCGCGCAUAGAUACUCGAGAACAAAAUCGCUGUUGGACAGUACUGAUAGUACUGAAGAUUCUUCUUUGGGAAUUCUUAGAGACCCGCAUAAAUAUAACAGAACUAUAUCUAUGUAUUCUCCUGGAAAUUAUGCCACCUAUCGACCGAAAAGAACGAGAAAUUCUGCUAUUAUACUAAAAGAAAGCGAGAAAGAACCCAGCCCUGAAAAUAUAUUAGACAAAAUAAGGCAAAGAAAAAAGUUAUCAAUCAGCGUGACCAAAAAGCCAGAUACAGAGGACUCACUGCCAAGAUCCCAUAUCCCACCUAAAGGCGAAGGCGACGGUGCAGAAUGCGCUGAGAAAGUUGACUGAGAGGAACUACUGAUAUAUCGGUCGUCACUUUGAAGGAAGUCGUUUGUGAUUUAUUUAAGCAUUUGUUGUUAUUCGAAACAAUUUUUUUUUUUUUGCCAGACAGUGUUUACUAGUUUAGUUAAACGACAGACACUCGAAUAUGCUUCCACUAUUUUUAGAAACGUACUCAACUCCUACUAUAUUCACUAAUAAGGUAUAGAUCCGAGCGAGGCUGUAUCGACAUAUUCUUGCCAAAAAGUAGUCCGCUAUGUGUAGUAAAUAUAAUUAAAUUGUUAUCUAAAUAUCACUCAUGAAUGGCAGAUAGUUUAAAAGACUGUCGUUAGUGGCAAAUAUAGUUACUACAAGAAUGAAUCUCCGUCGAAAAUACGUAUAUUUGUAGAGUUAUUGGUUUAUUGGGGAGAUAUUCUAAGGGCUUGAACUACCGAAGAGAAAUUGCAAAUAAUAAUAGGUAGUGAUUUUCACCGAUUCAUGAAAUUGUAAAAAUAACAUAAAAUCAUAUUUGUAUUAUUUUGUUAGCUUUGUCUCAAAUUGCAGUUACUGCUACAUAUUUUAAUACAGCUUACAAGCUGGAUAAUGUUACUAUAAUGAAAUAUAAAUACUGACUAAUAAAAAUAUAUAUUACGCAAAGAUUUUCUUUGUUAAUCGUUUAUUGUACAUUGAUUCUUAUGUGCCUUUAUAAUAAUACAUAAGUGACUGGAUUUGAUAUUAGUCCAUUUUAUUGAAACAAAUAAAAUGACACGAUUUUAUGUGUGUGUUUGCACAAAUAUGUUUUACUCAAUAUAAUUAAUAUUAAUUUUUUUUUUAUAGUUAUUAUCAAUUUACAUUUUUAUGUGACCCUAAGUCAAAUUUAAGUUUAAAUGUUUAUCAUAAUCUUAUAGUAUUUGAUGCUAAGUCACAUCGUAACAGUUAUCGAAUAGAAUGGUGCUUAGAAGAUUUCGUUAGGAAUAACUUGUAUUUAUAGAUUGGACGUGUUAUAGUAUCACUUACGCAAACGCAUGUCAUUUAGCAGCGGUUUUAAGUAUGUAUACGUAUUAUGGUUUGUAGAUCUGUGUAACAAGAUCGCCAUCCGCGCAACUAGUAUUGUGUACGAGUUGAUAUAAUUAUUUAUGUUCGUUGCUAUUUUCCAUUUCACCAAUUUAUAAAUGAAAUGACAGCGGUUAAGAGUAAUGUUGUAAAAGCAAUAAUUUUACAUCGGAUUGACGUAUUCAGCAUCUCGAACUUUCUAUUUAUUAUUUUUUUUUCUAGAAUUGAAAUUAUUUAUUGGUGUGUAGUGAUUUUUAAUAUUUUUCUUAUUAGUUACUAUAAAUGUGAUGGCGCAGGAACUGUGAUGAUUUGAAUAAUAUUAAAAUUACUAUCACACAUGUUUUGUAUUGAAUGUGAAUAAAUUAUAUAGUUGAA
Molecule: messenger RNA, 8276 nt
Organism: Galleria mellonella (greater wax moth)
Lineage: Eukaryota; Metazoa; Arthropoda; Insecta; Lepidoptera; Pyralidae
Gene: Nuak1
Product: serine/arginine repetitive matrix protein 2
Exons: 30
Coding region: 240-6878 (2212 amino acids)
Biological process (GO): intracellular signal transduction; protein phosphorylation; microtubule cytoskeleton organization
Cellular component (GO): cytoplasm
Molecular function (GO): protein serine/threonine kinase activity; tau-protein kinase activity; ATP binding
Source: RefSeq, a predicted model, not a curated record